Mesorhabditis belari is the source of this 1434-nucleotide messenger RNA. The record is from the annotation of a GenBank genome assembly. Lineage: Eukaryota; Metazoa; Nematoda; Chromadorea; Rhabditida; Rhabditidae.
AUGAGCUUUCAAUCAUUUUGUUUCCCAUCGAAUUCCACCGCCGAAGACACACAAGGAUUAUCGGAUUUGAAACUUCUCUUUAAAAAUAUUCAGAUUGUACUAUGCGUUUUCGGCAUAAUUGGGAACAUUUUAAAUCUUCGUACUUUACAAUGCCCAUCACUGAAGACAAUCCCCUUUAUGUACAUCCGAGCGUUGGCCAUUUUUGACUUGUGUGCUCUUGCUCUAAUCGUUCUCCAUUUCGCUCUUUCGGAUAAUGGAAAGAAGAGUUAUUUGGCGAUGGCUUAUGUGAAUUAUUUGGACGCUUGUCUUAUCAACGGGUUUUUGAUCGCCGGAUUGUAUUGCGCUUUUAUGCUCACCAUUGAGAGAUUCAUUUUGAUCACCCGUCCACAUCUCGCUCGAUCAAGUAACCCGAAGAAGACAUGUCGGCGGAGAAUUGUGAUCGCUGUUCUUGCCGCUUUUCUUCUUCAUGUCCCAAUGGCUGUUCAAACAACUGUACAACAAAGUUCAGAAGGAAUCUAUACAAUUGUCAAUCACAAAGGAUUAUUGUGCCAAGAACCCUACUGGACGAUUUUCCAAACGUACAAAGUCGGUCGGGAAUGUCUCCGAUUUAUGUGUGUUAUUGUGAUGACAGCACUCAAUGUGGUAAUUGCCAGGAAAUUGCAGAUUGCAAAGAGAAAUCGUCGCGUCCUUCUUAAUAAGACUCCAAAAGCUCCACCAAAACCACCAAAUUUCUCGAAUCAUCGAAGCUCAAUUGCCUAUCAUUCAGACGCUUAUCAACAAAAAGAAUUUGCGAGCGUUGUGAAAAGUUUCACCGAGAAAAAAUUGACAGUUUUAAUGGUGGCGAUUUGUUUCAUCUUUAUUUUGGGUAACGUUCCACAAAUGUUGGUGAUGUUAUUCCAGAAUGAGGCAACCGAGCAAUUGUACGGAUUUCAGCUUUAUCGUCAACUCGCGAACGUGCUUGAAGUGUUGAAUCAUUGUCUCAAUUUUUACGUUUUCUGUAUGGCGAGUUCAGAAUACACUCGAGCAUUCAUCGUGAAUUGUUUCUGCUUGAGACACGUCAUUUCUUUGUGUCCGGGAUGCGUAAAGCUAGUGAAUCGACGAAGGAGUAGCAGUCUAAGCUUCGGUCAAUCAGUGAACAAUUCGGUGAUGGUCGGUCAGAUCAAGGAUUCGAGUGAUGAUGACAUGUCAAUGGUACAAAAAGAUGUAGUUGUUCGAUGGAAACCGGAUAGUGAAACUGGCACUGAUCGAUCACAACAGACUCCCUUGGUGCAUCAAGCUCCAAAUCGAGGAAUUCUUCGUAAAGAUCGAAACACUUCAAACUCUUUCCGUUCUCAUUCCCAAUCGAUCACAAUCGCCAAUCCGAAUGCUCAAGAAAUGACCGGAGAGGAGGAGGAGAGAGCUUUUCAUGAAGAGAAUCAACCAGAAGUGUAUAUU